UUAACUUCCCAUUGGGGCUGCCUCCUAGUCGGGGGGAAAACCGAGGGGAUGGGGGGUGUUGAGGGGGUUGGGGAGGCACUAGAGGGGGCAGGUGUACGGGAGGGGGAGGAGGGGGACACAAAGAGUGUGCGGGGGUGGAGUGUAUGGUGUGGAGUUCCGCCUCAGGAGGGAGGAGGUGUUGCAAGAUCUGUUGUUGGUGGAGCACCCUCUGUUGGUGUUGCUGGUGGUGGUAUUGUGCCAGCUGAGCUUGUAAUAAGAGGUGGGCCUGGUCCUCGCACUCCGUGUGUUGCCGGAUUUGUUGCUGGUGCUGUUGGCAGACAUGCGGUUGUGCUUGGUCCAAGGAGUGGGUGUAUGUGUGCUGGUGCAGAAGAUCUUGUUGCCAUUGUUGUUGUUGCUGAUGUUGGCCUUGUGCUGCAUGCUGCACAACUUGCUGCAGCUGGAUUUGGUGCUGUGCCUCCCGCAAUUGCUCCUGUUGUUGCUGCUGCAUUAGCGUUUGUUGUUGGCAUUGUUGUUGUUGCUGUUGUUGGUCUUGUGCCACAUGCUGCACAGCUUGCUGCAGUUGGAUUUGGUAUUGUGCCUCCCGCGCUUGCUCCUGCUGUUGCUGCGUCAGUUGUUGUUGCUGCAUUAACAUUUGCUGUUGGCAUUAUUGUUGUAGCUGUUGUUGGCAUUGUGUCGCAUGCUGCACAGCUUGCUGCACGGUUUGUUGUAGCUGGGUUUGGUGCUGUGCCUCCCAUACUUGCUCCUGUUGUUGUUGCACCAGCUGCUGCUGCGGUUGUUGUUGCUGCAUUAGCUCUUGCUGUUGGCAUUGCUUAUGGUGGUGCACUUGGGCUUGUUGUUGCUGUGCUUGCAGCGAUUGUUGGCAUUGUGCCUCGUACUGCAGCACUUGUUGUAUUUGAAUGUGCUGCUGUGCCUCCCUGGCUUGCUCUUGUUGUUGCUGCUGUGCCAACAGGUGAUGGUCCUGCUGCUGCGAUUGCAUCUGCUGUUGGCUUUGCUGUUGGCCAUGCACCGCAUGGUUCAUCUGGGAUUGUUGCCGCCUUGGUUGCAACUGUUGUUGACACUGUGCUGCUUGCUGCUCAGCUUGCUGCGGGGCAGGGGGACUGGGUCAGGGUCCCGGGGUUGUCGCUCAGUCUUGACCACCUCAUUAUGGGUAGGCAUGUUACUGUCCCCACCAGUGUUGUGCUGUCCUCCUCCCCCUUUGCCCCUGCUGUCGGUCUUGUGCUGAGCAGUGGUAUCUGUGUUUUUGGCCGGGCUGUGCCAUGCCCCACUCUCCAGUCUCUACGUGAUCUGGUCCUGGCUCAGGGGGGAGGGGAGUUGCCGCUUCUGCAGCAGAGCAAUUGUGUUGGCCGCUGUGACCGGGCUGUGUUGUGUCCCUGUGGUGUGUUGUCGUUCUCCGUCUCCUCCCUGUGUGGCCUGUCCCUGGAUCAGGGGGGGGCCCAAAAGGCAAUGAGCGAGAGGGAGAAACAGGACUUUGCUCGAGGGCAGGGGGGAAUGGCAAUGAGCCAAUCAGGGCAGACAGCAUCUCAGUCAGGUACGGCGUCAAGAACAGGUGAAGCCAAGUCACGAUCUUUGGGGCAAAAGGCGAUGGAUUUCCUCCUGGAGAAAACACAAAUCAAGGCAGAGAUUAAGAUCACGAAGGAGGUAAUCAAGGGAGAAGGGGGGAAGGAGGAGGAAGUGGACGUUUGGGAAUACCCAGAAGAGGACAUUCAGUCUUUGAAUGAGUUGUAUGAGAAGCAUGCGGUUCUGUUUAACUUCUCAGGAAGAAGCAAGGAGCUUCCAUUGAAUGAGAAGAGAAGGUGGGUGAGGGAUAGGCUGAUAGCCAUGGAAGAUGUACCAGGGAAGGAACCAGAAGUUUCGUUCCACAGGAGGGGAAGGUUCGCGGUGAUGAUUGUCUGUGUGGAUCCUACCUAUGCCCAGUAUCUGUUGUCGAUUGGUUCAUUGAAAUGCAAGGGAGCUGUAGUCACAAUCCAACCCUGGAAGCCGCCAAGACCACCUCAGGCCGAGGCAUCAAGGCACAGGCAAUCAAUGCUGAGGAACCAUUUCUGGGUACAGUUCGACAACCUAUCGGAAGGGAUGCAUAGCUUUGUGCAAAGGAGACUGGAGGAGGAAUUCCCAAGCAAUCCGAUCAUAGAAUGGCUCCCGGCCAAUCCGGAUUUCCUGGCGCCAAAUCACGAUGCAAGGGUGGCAUGUUUGGAGGUCAAGGGUAGAGGCCACCUAGGUACCUCUUGUCCACAAGGGGGAUCAGGAGGAGCAGGGGGAAAACGGGUGGCAUUGAGACAAUCUAUGCUGCAGGAGUGCAAGAGCAAACCAGGUGUCUGGUAUAUCAAUUCAUCUCAAUACAGGGGAUGGAUAUUUGACGACAACCUGGAUAAUCCAAGGUGGGUUUGGGUGUUGAAAAAGGAACCAACGGUCAAACCAGACAUUUAUCCGCCCUAUGAUAGCAGGUGGAGACACACCGGAGCCAAGAGAACGGAGGACAAGGAAACGGGUUUUAUCGUUAAACCCAUGUUGGACGACGUGGUCAUGCAGGAUGUCGAGCAGAGAUUGAAGCUUAUGGGGGAAUUGCACGAGGUUGGAAAAAAUGCGGAAUUGGCAUUCUUGGAAAAUGCAGAAGCCAGUGCACAGCAGCAGGAGCAGGCAAGAGGCAGGGAAGAGGGGUCAAAGGAAACGGAGGAGGGUAAGGGAGACAACAUGGAUUGUGACGAAGGAGGGAGGGGAGGAACAGAAGGAACAGAGGGAGGAAGUACUUCCACAAAGAGGAAAGUAGAGUCUAGGGAAGAGAAUGGGUUUAGGGAAGAAGAGACAGACAUGGCGGGAGGGAGAGAGGUGGUCUUGACGGAUAAGGAUCACUCAGAGGGGGCUUCACAGCAUGAAGAGGACAGAAGUGGAUCCCAGGGGUCCCAGGGGCAGGAAACACUGGAGGAUGAAGAAAGAGUAAGGGAAAGGGAGAGAAGGAGGGGCAUGCACAAUGCUGAAAACAUGACAGUGGAGCAGAUCUUGGAGGCGGAGGACCAGAGGGAGGGCUCAGGGGACACAGAGAGCGAAGCCUCAUCAAAGGAAGAGGAAGAAGAGGAGGAGGAAGAGCAGGAGGACUCGGAUGUGGAAGACUGGUCAAGAGAGCGGUGGAUAAAGGAGGUAGAGCAGCUGGAAUGGGGGAGGACGAUCGAGGUAAUGGAGGAGGAUCGGGUAAAGGGAGAGAUUGAAGAGGAAGAGGUGCAGGAUUUGAGAAGGCAAGCUGCGAUUUUGGUGGUGCAGGUAAACCUACUCAAGGAUGAAAACAGGGAAUUGGAGGACGACACAGUGGAUGUACAAAAAAUAGCAAAGGGUCAGUGGAAGGAGAUAGAAGCUGCGGCCCGACUGGAAGUUAAGAAUGGGACGAGGAGGAGAGUGGUUUUGCCCUGUCGAUGGAAUGCAAGGCACUCGGACUGGGAAGUGGCAAUCAACCAGUCCUUGCAGCUGCUAACGGCCCCGAUGGAAGAGUGCUCAGGCUCGGAUCUUCAAAGAUUAAUAGGGGGAGAGGUGCCAGCUCGAGCUUUUAUAUUGAGAGAAGGAGGAGAGGAGCCGGUGGCGAUAGGUGGUGGAGACCAUUCCCUAUGGGCUGCUGGGGGGGAACUAGGUGCGGAAUGGGUGGCUAGGUGCACAGCGGUUGCAGUGAAGGUGGAGGCGUUGGUUUGGAAGCCGAACUUCUUCGAGAAGAGGGAAACACAUCUUCAAGAAUCGGAAGAACACCAGAAAACGAAGUACAGGAUUGAGAAGAAACUGCAAGGAGUUAAGGCAGCAUGGUGGGCCCCAGCAGCAAGUAACCAUUCCACGAGAGUGGUUAUACUGCAGAGCAAAAGGACUACGGCGGCAGACAGGAUUCGCAUCACAGAAGCAAGGGUGGACGAGGAGAAGGGUAGAUGGGUCAAGGUCGACUUUGAGCUGCAUGAUGAACCCUACACGCUACUCUCGGCUUACUCUCUGAAUGGCUCUCAACAAAGAGAGGAUCUGGUCGAAAGGCUUAAGGAGAUCCUGGAUGGGACAAGGCAUCUGAUUCUAGUAGGAGACUGGAACGCCACCUUAGAUCCUAGCUUGGACAAAUUAUCGGGAGGGGUUAGAUCAGAGGAGGAAGGGUGGACAGAAGAAUCGCUACCGAUCCAUAGGCUAAUGACGAGUUUAGAACUGAUAGAUCCCUAUAGGUUACAUUACCCAUACGAAAGACAAUUCACCUAUCGCAAAAGGAACCGCAGCCAACACGUGUCGGCGUCCCGGAUAGACUAUUUCUUGACGUCGUCAGGAGUAAUGGGCAUGUUGCAAUCAGUGAGUAUAGGUAGCCUGCCGUACGGUCUGGGUUUGGAUCACAAACCUAUCCAUCUGAGCUUGACACCGGACAAACAAGUCAUCAGAGGUAGAGGGUUCUACAAAAUCAACAACUCCCUCCUGAAAACUCAGGAAAUGGGACAGGCGGUUUUGCAAGUGUGUCAGGAACACAACCCAGACACACAUUCAUUCCCAGAACUGCUAAUGACACUGUCUAAGGCGUCAGCAAUGGUGGCAAGGAGGCUGGCAGCAAAGAGGAGGGAAAGAGAAGAAGAGUUGGCAUGAGCAAUAGAGAUAGCGGAGCGCAAUACGAUUAAUUGGCCAGGAGACGAAUUAUACGAAAGAAUACUGGAGGCGGCAAGAGGAGAGAUGGUGGACUGGCAACGGUGGAGAAUGAAAGGCUUACAAAUGA
This is a messenger RNA of Chara braunii, 4708 nucleotides long. The record is from the annotation of a GenBank genome assembly. Lineage: Eukaryota; Viridiplantae; Streptophyta; Charophyceae; Charales; Characeae.